Messenger RNA from Callithrix jacchus (white-tufted-ear marmoset), 1809 nucleotides. It is a transcript of the gene MRPS10, whose product is annotated as mitochondrial ribosomal protein S10. NCBI's taxonomy places the organism in Eukaryota, Metazoa, Chordata, Mammalia, Primates, Cebidae. The record is from RefSeq and is a predicted model, not a curated record. Gene Ontology annotation, cellular component: mitochondrial small ribosomal subunit; mitochondrion.
UCGGAACAUGAGGAUGUACGUUCUCUCCUUUUGCGGAACUCUAUGGUCCGAGAACGCCACUGUAACCCCGGAAGGAAUCCUGAGAGGUCGGGAGCGGCAAGAUGGCGGCGCGAACCGCGUUCGGGGUCGUGUGCCAGCGCUUCUGGGAUUGGGGAAUUUUUCUGUAAACAGUUCUAAGGGCAGUAUAGCCAAAAAUGGUGGCUUGCUUCUCAGUACCAGUAUGAAGUGGGUACCGUUUUCAAAUCUACAUGUUGAUGUUCCAAAGGGUUUGACCAAACCUGUGAUAACGAUCUCUGAUGAACCAGACACAUUAUAUAAGCGCCUGUCGGUUUUAGUGAAAGGACAUGAUAAGGCUGUAUUGGACAGCUAUGAAUAUUUUGCUGUGCUUGCUGCUAAAGAACUUGGUAUCUCUAUUAAAGUACACGAGCCUCCAAGGAAAAUAGAGCGAUUUACUCUUCUCAAAUCGGUGCAUAUUUACAAGAAGCACAGAGUUCAGUAUGAAAUGAGAACACUUUACAGAUGUUUAGAGUUAGAACAUCUAACUGGAAGCACAGCAGAUGUCUACUUAGAAUAUAUUCAGCGAAACUUACCUGAAGGAGUUGCCAUGGAAGUAACAAAGACACAAAUAGUACAGUUACCAGAACACAUCAAGGAGCCAAUCUGGGAAACAGUAUCAGAAGAAAAAGAAGAAAACAAGUCCUAAAGCCUCAGGGAGGCCAUUUUUGCCUGAAUUUGAAAUGAGGGUGGGCCAGAUGAGUAUGGAGAGUGCUUCCCGCCGAGUUGAUUUGAGUCUGCCUAACUGCUCCAUUGGGUUUUCGUGCCCGGAUCAGCUGAGAGCAGGGAAUGGAACUUUAAUGACAGACUGGACCCUAGCGGAAGAACCACUUUUAUCUAUUCUUUUUAUACAUGUCAUUGUUUCAGUUCUGAUUUCAACAAAUAUGAGCAAACCACUUUGAUUCAAAGUAGAAAGAGUGAAAAUUCUGUUUUGUUAUGCUGCUGGUGUUCAAUUAUUAGUUUGUUCCAUUUUUAACUUAUAUUAGUUGAUUCAUCUGAAAAUAAGUGCUUGAAAUGUUCUUCACACCUUUUUUUAAGAUUCCUAGAAGGAAUCUUUGAUUAAUUCAAAUUGAGCAGUUAAAGUUUUUGAUAUUUACCUUUGUGCAGGCUGGCAUAUGCUAAUUUGGGGGUGGUAACCAACCAGUUUUAUCUCAUUUAAUCAUUACAUUUUGGAGAGUGUGAAUAUACUUUACAGCAGAUCAAACACAUUUAUGACAUGCACUGACUUCUUGUAGUCCAAAACUUUCUAGAAUUGCCUAUCAGGGUCACUGUAAUGGAAUUUAUAAUCUCAAGAAAUUACCAGUUGUAUCAUUUAUCCUGUGAUUCAUUCAUUCAGUAAGCUUUUAUCACAUAAACUUUGCACCCAGCACUGUAAUAAGCCCCCAAAAUUGAAUAGAAAUAGUGGCGUUUGAAAAUUGUACAAAGCGGGCAGGGUGCAGUGGCUCAUGCCUGUAAUCCCAGCACUUUGGGAGGCUGAGGCAGGUGGAUCACAAGGUCAGGAGUUUGAGUCCAGCCUGACCAAUAUGGUGAAACCCUGUCUCUACUAAAAAUAGAAAAAUUAACCGUGGUGGUGGGCACCUGUAGUCCCAGCUGUUCAGGAGGCUGAGGCAGGAGAAUUGCUUAAACCCAGGAGGUGGAGGUUGCAGUGAGCCAAUAUCAUGCCACUGCAGUACAGCCUGGGUGACAGAAUGAGACUCUGUUUCAAAAAAAAAAAAAAAAUUGUGCAAAGCAUGGAUAAAUAUUUUUCUUUCUUAA